AUUUACUAUUUGGCGGGAAGGGUAGCUGCGUUUCACAACAACACACAACUCUUCACAGCAGAAGCUACUGGUGUUCCGUCGGGUUUUUACACCGAAAAACUCCUGGACUGUUUUGCUAUUCGUGGAAAAGCUAACCCACAUGAUGGAUAACUCCCAACACAACGGCAAAGUUGAGGAGAUUUCCAAGAAAUUACAAACGUCUUUGUCCAUGGAUACAGAAGACAAGAUGGAAACCUACCAAAGGUUCAUUCAAGAAGGGAAAGAUGUUGCCAGACAAGGGGACAUGGACCAAGCGCUGAAGUUUUUCAAACUGGCUUACAAAAUUCACCAGAGUAAUAAACUUGAAGGCCGGAUACAGAAAAUUGAAGAACUUCUUGCUCAGGAUGACUCGGAGGAAGAAGAUGAAGAGUUUGUGAAUGUUAACGGCAGUGGCUUAAUGCUUUUCAAAGAGUUGUAUGACAAGCUUUAUGACUACCAGAGAAAUGGAGUCGCCUUCUUGUACAGUCUCUACAGAGAUGGGCGUAAAGGUGGGAUCUUAGCAGAUGACAUGGGCCUUGGUAAAACCAUCCAGGUGAUAUCAUUCCUCUCAGGCAUGUAUGACUCUGAACUGGCUAGGUUCACACUUCUGGUCAUGCCAACUUCUCUCAUCAGAAACUGGACCAAGGAGUUUGCCAAGUGGACUCCCGGCAUGAGGGUAAAGGAGUUUCACGGAGCGACCAAAGAAAGGACCAGGAAUUUAGAGAAAAUUCAGAGGAGAAGUGGAGUUAUCAUCACCACGUACACUAUGCUAAUGAAUAACUGGCAGCAAUUGGCAUCUUACAAUGGCAAAGAGUUCACAUGGGACUACAUGAUCCUGGAUGAGGCACACAAGGUCAAAUCCUCAACCACCAAAACAGCCAAAAGUGCUUCCACCAUACCUUCAAAAAACAGAGUUCUUCUAACCGGCACUCCAGUCCAAAACAACCUGAAGGAAUUGUGGGCUCUUUUUGACUUUGCUUGCCAAGGGACUCUCCUAGGCACAGCCAAAACAUUCAAAACGGAGUAUGAGAACCCAAUCACCCGGGCCAGAGAGAAAGACACCACUCCAGGGGAAAAGGCCCUCGGGUCUCGAAUGUCUGAGAACCUUAUGGCCAUAAUCAAACCCUACUUCCUCCGCAGGACAAAAGCAGAAGUGCAGAAAAACAAAGGCACAAUUCUGUGCAAAACAGAAUAUUCAGAGAACAAGGACAGCAUAGUCCAAAAUACUCCAAAUGGCUGUGGCGCAGAGAUGCCAACACUGACUAGGAAGAACGACUUGAUUGUCUGGACCUACCUUAGCCCUGUUCAGGAAGACAUUUACAGGCAGUUCAUUUCACUUGACCACAUCAAGGAGCUGCUUAUGACCACCAGAUCACCUCUAGCUGAAUUGAACAUAAUGAAAAAGUUGUGUGACCAUCCAAGACUGCUCUCUGCUGCAGCCAUAGCCAAGUUAGGUUUAGAGGAAAGUACAGCUGCAGCUCAGCAGAACAAAGACACAGGCCUGUGCACCAUCGCCAACAUUCCAGAUGAUACCCUAAUAGCUGAGUCGGGGAAGCUCGUUUUUCUGUUUGCACUUCUCGAAAGGCUCAGAGAAGACGGCCACCGCACACUUGUCUUUGCUCAUUACAGGAAAGUGCUUGACAUCAUCGAACGCAUCCUGGGUAACAGAGGCUACAAAGUACUGAGAUUGGAUGGCACAAUAAUUCAGCUUGCAGAGAGAGAGAAGCUAAUCACUAAGUUCCAGACAGACAAAAGUUACUCUGUCUUCCUCCUGACCACCCAGGUUGGAGGGGUUGGUAUCACUUUGACGGCAGCAAACCGAGUCGUGAUCUACGACCCUAGCUGGAACCCAGCAACAGACGCCCAGGCUGUUGACAGGGCUUACCGCAUUGGCCAGAGCGAAAAUGUCGUCAUCUACAGGCUGAUUACCUGCGGCACGGUAGAGGAGAAGAUCUACAGAAGGCAGGUCUUUAAAGACUCUCUCAUUAGACAAAAUACCGGGGACAAAAAGAACCCUUUUAGGUACUUCAGCAAGCAGGAGUUGAAAGAGCUCUUCCUCUUGGAGGACACACGGUCCUCGUCCACUCAGCUGCAACUUCAAGCCCUGCACUCCAGACAUCGACGGACAGAUGCUGAAUUGGACGAACACAUUGCCCAUCUCCACACUAUGGAAAUGUUCGGGAUCUCUGACCAUGACCUCAUGUUUUCCCUCGAUGUCAACCACGAUGAUGACCCUGAAGACCAAGAGGCCCAUCACUACAUUGAAGGGAGAGUGCAGAAGGCCCAGGAGCUGAUGAAGGCUGAGUCAGAUUUACAGAUGCAGAUGACAGAGAGCAUGGCAUCAAACACAGAACCAGCCUGGCUCAGACAACCAUCGGACAACCACAUCAGAGAGCAGUCUGAGAAAAAACCAAGAAAUCCAAAACCAAGUCCUUCCUAUCCACAGUAUGAUAGCAACUCUAACGGAUCACCAGCCGUGAUAGAUCUGGACCUAACUGGUUCUGAUGAGGACGACGGCCAACACUAUUUGACAGGCAACGUUAUUGAUCUUACUGCAGAUGAGGGUAUGUCAGAAGAACAUCCUAUCAUUGAAGUAAACCAGGGCGAGCUUGCUGAGCUGAACCUAUACUCUCCAAAACACGUGUCAGUUAAUCAGGAGAGGAGUUACUUGGUGGUAGAGGAAUCCUCCCCUCCGGAGGUGAUUGAAGAGUCUCUGGUGGUCUCGGAUACCAGUGAUGCUGAAUUAGGUGACAUGGCAGAUGCCUCCAAUCCAAAACUAAAAGACCUAGUUUCUCUGUGUGAGGCUGCCAUUGAUUCAGCAGGUGACGGCAGCAUGCUCUAUGUUACAGCAGAUAAUGAAGAUGAAAAACUGCCAAAUGGAACCUCACAGUCAAGAAACAACUCCAAGAUCGACUUGGACCUUUCACAUUCAACCGCACUGCAGAACAAAAGCCUUUCUGUCUUGCAAGCUUCCACUUCAAGCUUCAAAGCAGACAAAUCAUCCAAUCAAGACGGCACAGGGCUUGAAUCCUUUGGAGGCAACUUCAAUUUGCAGCUUGAAGAUAGUGACACGCCCUCAGACCCAGGUGAUCUGGAUAAUCAGGACACUGAAGAGCAGGAGAGAGAGCUGUUGUCACAGCUGCAGAUGGAGGGGAGUUUUAACAUAAAUAAAUCUCUUUGUGAGAAACAACAUAAGGAAGCAGUCAGCCCAAGCCUCACUCGCAACAACUCUGAAACGGACAGUUCAAUGGAUCAUUCCAUUGUGAUUAAUAGGAGAAAAAGAGCAGCAGUAAUUCGUGAUAGUGAUGAAGAUGAUGAAGAUGAUGUUGAUGACGGGAGUCACCUGGAAAAUUCCUUCCAGGUUCUUGGCGCCUCCACACCUAAAUUGGUGUCAUCUGUCCGCACUCCUCUUCGGUCAAGAAAGAGCGUCGGAGGCAACACUUCUGUGGCCUCGCGCAAGUCUUUCAUUCUAUCCAUCAUGGAAGAUAUGGAGAACAAUAAAGAUGGAAGUACCGACAACCAAGAAAUGAAUAGUGAGGACGAAGAAGAUGAUGUUUCAGAAAGGCAUUCGGACGAAGCUGAGGAGGACUUCAUUGGUUCAACUCAUGAUGAGAUUCAGCUGGAAGAGACACUUGACAUAGAGGGCGAGGAAGAUGUGGAAGAAGAGGAGGCAGAAGUAAAAGGAGAGAACGAGUAUGAUGAAGAUGAUGAUGCAGAGUCAGUAGAGGACAUUGAGGAAUCUGAACAGGAAAUGAGCAGCAACAUGGAGGAGUCGACAAGUGAGCUCGAGCUGGCCUCUGAUGAACGAAUGGAUCAGUGCACCGCUGAUGGAGUCAAAUUGAGCCGUAACAGCGUCCUGUCAGAGGACGAGAGCUUUGACGCCCUGGUCAGGAAAGGGAAAGAGUACCAGAGCAAAGGCAAGCCGGACGAAGCAUUGAGCUGCUUCCUGAGAGCUAUUGACAUCAAACCUGGAGAUCCUGUGGUUCAGCUCAUGACCAUCCAACUGUACCGGCAGCUGAGCCAGAAAAGUUAAAAACAAUCCUGCUGCAUAAAAAAAUAACCUGAACCUUAAAUGAUACGGUUAGAAUAAAUAUUUGGGACAAUGUGGACAAGAAAACCAACUAUGUGUUUGUUUCAAAGGACCUCACAUUAAUAAUAACACUUCAAGACAUGCAACAUGACAACAAAGGGGCACAAUGCGACUACAAAGAGAAAUUCAAGUACAAAUAAUAAUAUAAGUUUAAGUUAUUGGUUUGUUUUGCUAGAUGGGUUCAGGAUAGCAGUGAUAACUGUUUAUCGGAAAGCACCCGGUGACUGUGUGAAGAACAAACGUUUUUUUUCCAGAAUGAUUGAUGUUUUAAAAUAUCCCGUUCUGUCUAACCAUCAAUGUUCAGCUCAAAUGAUCAAUCGAUUGACUAUCAAAGUAAUGGAGAAUACAUUGUUUCAGCUCCAACAUGUAUGUUAAAUCUACAUUUUAUUCAGUUUUACAAAUUAAAAGUUCAUGAAGUUGUCGCUUUGAAAACAUACGUUGGGGUCCUUAUUCGAUUGGUUGUGAUUUAUCGAACAACUCGAUCUUUAAAAAAAAAGUUUUAUGGUUGCAGUAAAUAAAAACAAAUUUGCACAAUACAACACAUUUAAACCUUUACCCCUUUUUUUGGAAUGCUGUAGACUAAAUAAAUAUUUGAUUGAUUUGACAGUUCUAAAAUUAUAUACUAGAUGCCUAAGUUAAGUGAUGAGGUAAUAUAUAUAUUUUUUAAAGUGUGUAUUUGCAUAUAGAAACUCUGUACAGAACAUAAAAACCACUACAGAUGUACACAAACAAAUGUAUUCACACGUAAAUAUAACGUUAAAAAAACAACAUUGGGGCAGUAAAAUUAAAAACGGCCAUAGCAAUUAAUUAUAAAAAAUACAUUUGAAAAGUUAUAUAUUUCCAGUGUCUCUUUUGGAACUCUAUUGUUUCGUCGUUGCACAUUUUUCAAUAUGCCAUACAUUCUGCCAAAAGCGUAUUUACAAAUGAGUUGACAUAGUUGUGAAUUGAUUGGCAGAUGGAGCGUAAAGCAUUAGGUGCGUUUGAACACAUUCUUGGGACCUCCCGGUUUUGUUUGUGUGAAGGUCGACCUUUGAACAGAUCAGUUUCACCUUCCUUCUGAUGGUCACAGUAUAAUAAAGUUAUUAUCAUGUGAACAAGGGGGCGCUCAGAUUGCUUUACUGCACAGCCCGGGCGGAAUUGCGCUUGCGCGCUAUGAGCUUCCCCCCCCUCAAUUUGUUAAAACACCAGCUGGAGAUUACUUUUGUGACCCGAAUUGAAACAAAGAGCCAAUAACUUCUGGUGUAGUUAGUUUGACUUCAAAAUAAAAGCCCUGACUUUUAACUUAAAAUGACUAAUAUGGCAAAAAAGAACGAAAACUGGCUUGUAUUAUAAACUAGUUAUUCUUAUUCUUAUUGUUGUUGUCAUUAUCAUUAUUUUUGUUGUACAUUUAAUAUUUUUGUAGGUUGCCACGUGUGUUCAUUUGUAGAACAUGCAAUUAAUCUGAAGAAUAAGUCUUCGAAAAACUCACCCAACAAUUAAAAAAAAUAAAAAUAUACAUUUUGUUAAUACAGAAGUAUGGCCAUUAUACUGUAUACACCUUUAAAUGUACUUUACCUGAAUGUUUACUUAGAUUCAUAUACAGUACAUCUGUCUGACAUCAUUUGUAACUUUACAAAUAAAGAUAGCAGUCAAACAAUG
Eleginops maclovinus (Patagonian blennie) is the source of this 5746-nucleotide messenger RNA. It is a transcript of the gene ercc6l, whose product is annotated as excision repair cross-complementation group 6-like. The record is from RefSeq and is a predicted model, not a curated record. NCBI's taxonomy places the organism in Eukaryota, Metazoa, Chordata, Actinopteri, Perciformes, Eleginopidae. The coding region runs from base 140 to 4051 and encodes 1303 amino acids. The transcript has 3 exons. Gene Ontology annotation, molecular function: protein binding; DNA translocase activity; ATP-dependent chromatin remodeler activity.